Messenger RNA from Sorex araneus (European shrew), 1942 nucleotides. It is a transcript of the gene G6PD, whose product is annotated as glucose-6-phosphate dehydrogenase. Gene Ontology annotation, cellular component: cytosol. The record is from RefSeq and is a predicted model, not a curated record. Gene Ontology annotation, molecular function: glucose-6-phosphate dehydrogenase activity; NADP binding. Lineage: Eukaryota; Metazoa; Chordata; Mammalia; Eulipotyphla; Soricidae. The coding region runs from base 161 to 1708 and encodes 515 amino acids. Gene Ontology annotation, biological process: glucose metabolic process; pentose-phosphate shunt, oxidative branch. The transcript is spliced from 12 exons.
GCCCCGUGGCCCCGCCCGCGAGCCUCGCCUGAGGCCGGUCAGCUCAGCCUAGGCGCCCGCCCCCACCAGUUAAAUGGGCCGGCGGGACGCAGCCCCCGGAAACUGCAGCGAACUCCGGGGCUGUGGGCGCCACCGACAGCAGUGAGGCUUAGUGAGCAUCAUGGCACAGCAGGUGGCCCUGAGCCGCAUCCAGGUGUGUGGGAUCCUGCGGGAAGAGCUGUACCAGGAUCACGCCUUCCACCCGUCGGACACACAUGUUUUCAUCAUCAUGGGGGCUUCGGGUGACCUGGCGAAGAAGAAGAUCUACCCCACUCUCUGGUGGCUCUUCCGGGACGGUCUCCUGCCCGAAAACACCUUUAUUGUGGGCUAUGCGCGCUCCCCACUCACGGUGGCCGCCAUCCGCCAGCAGAGUGAGCCCUACUUCAAGGCCACCCCGGAGGAGAAGGCCAAGCUGGAUGACUUCUUUGCCCGCAACUCCUACGUGGCUGGCCAGUACGACGACAGCGCCUCCUACGACCGCCUCAACCAGCACAUGAGUAGCCUCCAACGGGGGCCACCAUCCAACCGCCUCUUCUACCUGGCCUUGCCGCCCACAGUCUAUGAGGCGGUGACCAAGCAUAUCCGAGAGAGCUGCAUGAGCCCCACAGGCUGGACCCGUGUCAUCGUGGAGAAGCCUUUCGGGAGGGACCUCCAGAGCUCCAACCGGCUGUCAGACCACAUCUCAAAGCUGUUCCGCGAGGAGCAGAUCUACCGUAUCGACCACUACCUGGGCAAGGAGAUGGUGCAGAAUCUGAUGGUGCUGAGGUUUGCCAACAGAAUCUUUGGCCCCAUCUGGAACCGAGACAACAUUGCCUGUGUCAUCCUCACCUUCAAGGAGCCCUUUGGCACCGAGGGCCGUGGGGGCUAUUUCGAUGAAUUUGGGAUUAUCCGGGACGUGAUGCAGAACCACCUGCUGCAGAUGCUGUGUCUGGUGGCCAUGGAGAAACCUGCCUCUACCAGUUCGGAUGACGUCCGCAACGAGAAGGUGAAGGUGCUGCAGUGCAUCUCAGGGGUGCAGGCAGAGAACGUGGUGCUGGGCCAGUACGUGGGGAACCCAGAAGCAGAGGGAGAGGCCACCAAAGGGUACCUGGAUGACCCCACAGUGCCCGCAGGCUCCACCACUGCUACCUUUGCAACUGUUGUCCUGUACGUGCAGAACGAGAGGUGGGAAGGGGUGCCGUUCAUCCUGCGUUGCGGCAAAGCCCUGAAUGAGCGCAAGGCCGAGGUGCGUCUGCAGUUCCGCGACGUGGCAGGCGACAUUUUCCAGCAGCAGUGCAAGCGCAAUGAGCUAGUCAUCCGUGUGCAGCCCAACGAGGCAGUGUACACCAAGAUGAUGACCAAAAAGCCCGGCAUGUUCUUCAGCCCUGAGGAGUCCGAGCUGGACCUCACCUACGGCAGCCGCUACAAGAACGUGAAGCUCCCCGACGCCUAUGAGCGCCUCAUACUGGACGUGUUCUGCGGGAGCCAGAUGCACUUCGUGCGCAGCGAUGAACUGCGUGAGGCCUGGCGAAUCUUCACUCCACUACUGCACCGGAUCGAGCAUGAAAAGGCGCCACCAAUUCCCUACGUCUACGGCAGUCGCGGCCCCACGGAAGCGGACGAGUUGAUGAAGAGAGUUGGCUUCCAGUAUGAGGGCACCUACAAGUGGGUGAACCCCCAUAAGCUGUAAGCCCAGCAGCCUAUCCCCCCACGACCGCAGCCUCACCUUCCUGCCACCCGCCUCCUACCCACCAGAGCGACAGGCACCGUCGUCCCCCCAAGCCCCGCUGAACAGUCCCCUCGGUGCCACUCGACAUUCCUAACCAUCCGCUGGCAGGGCCCCGGGGUGCCUCGCUGCCCAGCUCAACUCUGCACUCCACGGCCACCCCCAGGGCCGCCAGCCAUUAAACCCAUUCCAGCUGCC